Molecule: messenger RNA, 7429 nt
Organism: Dufourea novaeangliae
Lineage: Eukaryota; Metazoa; Arthropoda; Insecta; Hymenoptera; Halictidae
Gene: Lrrk
Product: leucine-rich repeat serine/threonine-protein kinase 1
Exons: 1
Coding region: 44-7429 (2461 amino acids)
Biological process (GO): protein phosphorylation
Molecular function (GO): protein binding; ATP binding; protein kinase activity
Source: RefSeq, a predicted model, not a curated record
AGAAAAUGGAAAAGUACAUUGUAAACAAUUUGCAGUUUAUAACAUGGAGGAUUAUACUCCUAUUGAUGAAGAUUUUCCUGGACGUCUAUUACAUCAAGCUGCUCUGUGGGAUAAUGCAGAACUGUUACAAGAUCUGUUGCAAGGAGAGCAUGCACAAUACAUAAACAGUCAAGAUUCAUGGGGUAGAACACCAUUACAUGCUGCAGCAAUUACAGAAAACUCAAGAUGUUUGCAUGUAUUAUUAUCUGCUGGUGCUAAUCCAAAUAUACCAUGUGGACCAAGAGGUCACUAUCGAACACCACUACAUAUUUGUGCAGAACAUGGUCAUGGUUCUAAUAUUGAAAAACUUUUGGAGUUCAAUGCUGAUUUAAUGAUUACUGAUAAUAAUGGUGAGAAACCAAUUGACAUAGUUGAACAAAAUAAACGAGAUGUUUGUAUAAAUUUACUUAAAUCAGCAGCAGAAAAAUAUGAAUUGGCAAAACUGGCAAUGCAUGUUUCUUUGCGUGCAACUUGUAUUCAGGGAGACACAGUAGCAGCUAGGAAUAUUAUUCAAGGGCUCGUUACUGAUGCGGAAUACAUUAUUAACAUGGCACCAAAUGGUGCUAAUACGUUACUUUUUAUGGCAUGUGAAAUGGGCCACAAGGAUAUAGUACAUUUACUUCUAGACCAUGGGGCAGAUUGUAGAGUACAUCCUGUCACCAAGUAUUGUCCUUUAUACAUAGCAUGUUAUAAUGGCAGGGUUGAAAUUGUAGACCUGCUCCUUCGACACCAUCCUAAACAGGUACAAUCUUUAACAGUGGAAAAAUGGUUACCCAUUCAUGCAGCAGCUAUAAACGGUCAUUAUCUAGUUAUUGACACACUACUAAAAUUUGAAUAUCCACAAGACACGUAUCAAUGUUACAAAGAUUCAUCAGGAGAAUUUGAAUAUGAAAUGCCAUUUGAUAUUAAUAGCCAAGAUGUUACAGGGCAGAAUGUCCUUUAUAUAUCUAGUAUACUUGGAAAUAUAAAAAUCAUAGAAUUAUUAUUAAAUUAUAAAGUAAAAGCAAGGAAAAUUAAAAACGAAGAUGUGGGAGUUGCUCAGUCGCUACCUAUGUCGAAAAGAAAAAUUUCAACUGGAAUUCAGAGGUUAAUGUCUAGUUUAAAUUUUCGAAGUAAAGCAUUUGAUAAAAAAGAUGACAAUAUGAUAUGCCCAUUAAAUCUAGAUUUAUAUUGCAACAAUGGAAAUGAAACUGCUUUACAUGCUGCCGUGAAAGGUAAGCAUACAGAAGUUGUUACGGUAUUGUUAUUAGCAGGUGCUGAUCCUAAUUUACCUUUAAAAAUUCCUUAUGAUCAAAGCGAUCCAGAAAGUAAUAACUCUAGUGCAUUAGUUAUUGCUUGCGAGCAGCGUGACAUAAAAACUGCAGAUCUCUUAUUGAAACAUGGUGCUGUAGAUAAUACUUGCAAAGCAAUUAAAAUUGCCGCACAAAAUCGAGAUGAACCACUAACAGCUAAACUUUUAUCUAUAAAGGCCUAUCCAGAUUCUGAAUAUAAAAUCAACAAGAAGGCUAUGACUGAGUGUACUCAGACUUCGCAUUUUUCAGCGUUAUCUUCCUUUGGAAACGUUACAUAUUCGGCAUUAUUUCCAAAUACUCCGACAAUGAUAAACUGGCAUAAUCAAAAAUGUCACCUUUCGCAAAUAAGAUCGCAAUGGCUAAUUGAUGCUGUGUUGUAUGUUAAUAAGAAAUUGAAUGCUAAGAAUAACGAUCUGGUCCUAUAUGCUAUUACAAGGAUAGAUAUUUCUCUUAAUUCUAUUACGUCUGUACCAUCGACAAUAUUUUAUUUACAAAGUCUCAGAUACCUCAAUAUGGCCCAAAAUAAAAUAGAUACUCUGACUGCUGAUUCAAAAAGUCUAAAGGACAAAUUAUGUCCAGUUUUGGAGGAGUUGUACCUUCAAGACAAUCGUCUGGAGCAGUUACCUGAAUUUAUAAUGAAUUUACCCACCUUAGAAAUUAUGGAUGUUUCAAAUAAUAAGCUUCAAUGUCUACCAGACAAUUUAUGGCGAGCACCGAAAUUGAAGGAACUAAAUGCAUCGUUCAAUUUAUUGAAAGAUUUGCCUAGUCAAAUAUUUCAAAACAUACCACGAAAAUCACAACGAGAAGAUAUUCUGAAUAAUAGUCCAAGUAGUCGUAGCUUAGCAUCACAGCUUGGUAUGUCACGGGAAGAAUCAUUAGAAUUUGAAUCUUUUACUAAGAUAGCAAAUGCUCAAAUUAUCGAUAUGAAUCGUCCACAUGUUUGGACUGGAUCAGUUCAAGUUUCAGAAAAAAUUUCAGACGACAAUGAAGGUGGAGCAAGAUCAGCUUUGGCAUCUCUAAAUUUAGCUCACAAUUUGUUUAAUAGCAUUCCGGUGGCGUUGCCGUGUUUGGCUAUUAAUUUAGUAAGAUUGAAUAUGGCUUAUAAUUCUCUGAGAUCUAUGAGCCACAUUACUUCAUAUCCUGCAAGUUUAAAACAAUUAGACUUGUCCAACAAUCAGAUUUCUCGGUGGCCUAGUUUACCACAAGUAGAUAGUGCCGAUAUAAUGGAACAAGCAAACACCGCAUGUUAUUGUCCUAUCACAAAUGUACAAUCACCAAAAGUUCCAGGUAGUAACCGGCAAACAGCAACAUCUUUACGCGAUGUAGUUUUAAUGUCUGUUUGCACACACAGACGCCACUUGAGAUUAGAGAAUUUAAGAACAUUGAUUCUUGCCAACAAUUUAUUAAAUAGGAUUCAAUUGACUUCAGUCGAUGACGGAGAAAUGCCAAGUUUAGAAGAAGAGAAUACAGACACUGAUAUGAAAGUUACUUAUUCUAGCUCGAAACUGUAUCUACUGUUCCCCAAUGUUAGCAUGUUGGAUGUUAGCAAUAACAAAUUAAAAGAAAUACCACAGAACAUUUAUGAGCUUAACAAUCUUUCUGUUUUAAAUAUAAGUGGUAACACAGAUAUUAUUGAGCUACCACCACAAAUGGGAUUAUUAUCUCGCUUAUGGAACUUAAAUACUCAGGGCUGCAGGUUACAAGAGCCUUUAAAAACAAUGAUUGACUCGAAAAAGUAUAAAACUAUGGACGUUAUUGGCUACUUGAAGUCAAUCUUGGAAGAUGCUAAACCAUAUGCUCGUAUGAAGUUGAUGAUUGUAGGAAUACAAGGCAUUGGUAAAACAAGUUUAUUGGAACAAUUGCGACAAGAAGGUGAAGUUCCAAAUAAGAAGAAAGCAUCUGAGCAUUGGGCAAAACGGAUGGGUAAUAAAAAUAUCAAUGCAAAGACUGCUAGAGGAACAACAAUAUCUACUGUUGGUGUUGAUAUUGGAGAUUGGAUUUAUGAGAAGAAAAUGAGAGGUCAGUCAUCUCAUGGAACAGUUUAUUUCAGAACCUGGGACUUUGGUGGACAACGAGAAUAUUAUGCGACCCAUCAAUAUUUCUUGUCUAAACGUAGCUUAUAUUUAGUUGUAUGGAAAAUCACAGAUGGAUUUAGAGGUGUCUCUGAAAUAUUUCAAUGGCUGGUAAAUAUUCAAAGCAGAGCGCCUAAUUCACCAGUAAUUAUUGUUGGCACUCAUUAUGAUAUAUCAAAUGAACAUACUGAGACAUUGCAACAAUACAUUCGUGAUAAGUUUAUAAAUGUUGUCGAUGCUGAAAAGUGUGGUUUGCCCAAAGUUAUGGAAACUAUAGAAGUCAGCUGCAAAACAAGGCACAACAUAAAAAUGUUGUGUAAUUUGAUUUAUGAUGUUGUUUUCAGCUUGAGAUCACCUGGUAGCAAAGAAUUAUUACUCGAACAGAAAAUUCCUUCCAGUUAUCUUGCCUUGGAAGAUGUUGUGAUACAGCUUGCGCAUGAUAGAAAAUUAUCAGGCGCAGAUCCAGUUUUAAAAGCGGAUGAAUACUACGCAUCAGUAAAUAAUGAAUUGCAUAAACUGCAUAGAUCAUUUAGGGAUCUUGCAGAACUACAUCAGGCAACACUUUUUCUUCACGAAAAUGGCAUUAUUUUGCACUAUGACGAUGCUACUCUGAAAGAUCUAUACUUCCUUGAUCCGCAAUGGCUUUGCGACAUGUUAGCACACGUAGUCACAAUACGUGAAAUUAAUCCGUUUGCUAGAUCUGGCAUAAUGAAACUAGACGAUAUACAGCACGUUUUUAAAUCUUCAACAAUAUCAUCUAUAGACACGCAAGGAUACAUCGUUAGCUUGUUAAAUAAAUUUGAAGUUGCAUUAACAUGGGAUUAUCGCACUUUACUAAUUCCUUCUUUGCUACCAACUGAAGAAGACACUUUAAGAAAUAAUCAAGUAAUCAAAAUACCAGUAAAGUCAAGGGGUUGGCAUGUACGUUCUAAAAAAAUUACCUCUCCUAUGAUUGGAUUUCAAAAUUCCUCUGGAGAUAAACCACCUACUGAAUGCGUGCUAACAUCUAGAUCACAACCAGAUUGCUCAGUUACCCGGCUUCUUCUGAUGUCUUACUUUCCAAGUGGAUUCUGGUCAAGGCUUAUAACUAGAAUACUAGCCGAUGAUACUAUUGUUGAAAUUGUAAUGUCCUUUUUAGCCCCGUUUAAAAAUUUUGUCGAUGAUAAAAUUUUUGUAAGUUUCUUAGACACGCAAGCAGAAUGGGUACUUUGGCAGACGGGUAUAGAACUAAGAUACGCUAAUAUUACUUUGCUGCGCCUCAAAGAAGUAAACUACAAUUUAAAGAACGUACCGUACGAUUACAGGCAAUUUAAAUUCAAAUUGAAACAAGAUGGUAUAUGGUGCACGGUAGAUUUAAAAAAUUCAGCAAUUCUAGAAAUUUGGUUUCCAGUUGACACAUUAGUAAUUAAGCAGCCGAUAAUGUCUGAUUCAGCAGAUGAAGAACCAAUGGGAUACCAAGUAAUUAUAGUUGAACCUCGUCCAGAAAGUGUACCACAGUUAUUGGCUCUAAUAGUUGACCAUAUUGACAUUUUAUUAGAAGAUUGGUAUCCUACGUUGGGAACACGGUUUGUGCAUACAUCAGAGGGUAAAUUAUUAGUGACCCGACUAAUACCCUGCCCAAGAUGUCUAUUGAAUAAUGGAGAAAAUGAACAUGAUAUUAGUGAUAAUAAUGAACGGUUAGCAGAGGACAUUCAAAGAUAUUAUGUAAAUAAAGAAAGACAGAGUCAGGAUAGUUACAAAUCUGAUGGUGACAGCGGAGUAGGCUACGAUAGUUUAACAUCAAGCAGAAUACCAUCCUUAGAAGGCCAUCCAGAUAUUACUAAACAAAACGCCAAUUUUGAAGGUAUUUUAGCAUAUUCUUGGAUGGUAGAAGAAUGUAUUCUAUCUGCCUAUAGCAAUAAACCAAUUAGUUGUCCCAAGCAUUCUGAAAUACCAUUAUCACACAUAGCUCCAGAUAUUAUUUUUAUGGAUUUGGGAUUGAACCAUUUAAUAAAAUCAGAAGAUGUUAAACUAGGAAAACUUUUAGGUCGAGGGGCAUUUGGAUUUGUUUUUAAAGGAAUUUGUCGCUUGCCUGUGACUUAUCAAAGAGCUGAUGUUGCUAUUAAAAUGUUACAGCCCGUUCCACCAGGUCCAAAUUCGAAACAGUCUGCAAUUCUAGCUUAUAAAGCUGCACAAAGUAAAUGGGAUCGAGAUUCUUUACAAUAUGCUUGUAAAGCUUACUGUACUGCUAGACAAGAACUAAAUAUUUUAUUAACGCUCAGACAUACGAACAUUGUGCCAUUAAUUGGAAUAGUGGUUAGUCCUCUUGCAUUGGUAUUAGAUUUAGCACCAGAAGGUGCAUUAGAUAAUGUUUUGAGAAACUACAGACGUUCAGGUGCUAGAUUGGAUCCAUACACAUUACAAGCUAUAAUUCUUCAAGUGGCAAAAGCUGUUGAAUAUCUUCACCAACAACAUGUUAUUUAUAGAGAUUUAAAAUCAGAGAAUGUGUUAGUUUGGCAAAUGCCUCUACCUUUUCAAGAUCAUCUUGAACAUCCUGUCCACGUUAAAGUAGCCGAUUAUGGUAUAUCUAGAUUGACAUUACCAACUGGUGCUAAAGGAUUUGGUGGAACUGAAGGAUUUAUGGCGCCUGAAAUUAUCAAGUAUAAUGGCGAGGAAGAAUAUACUGAGAAAGUUGAUUCUUUUUCAUUUGGAAUGUUUAUAUAUGAAUUGAUUACUCUAAGGCAGCCAUUUGAGGGCCAUGAAGCAGUCAAAGAGUGUAUUUUAGAAGGUGGAAGACCACCGUUAACAUAUAGGGAGACAUUUCAUCCCUGCUAUGCUCUUGAUUUAAUGGUUAUAUGUUGGGCUCAAAAUCCAAAAGAUCGGCCAACUGCUAGCCAAAUAGUUUCCAUUGCAUCUGCGCCUGAAUUUACACACCUGGUCGACGUUAUGAUGUUAACAGAGAGAACUCAAGUAACAGCUAUUACCAUGACGAGUAGAACAAUCGAAGAAAAUAUGAAUGGUGAUGAAAUUUGGUUUGGGCAUAACAAUGGUGAAGUAGAUAUGUUAUUGGGAACUCAGAAAGGUUGGUUACAACAUGUUAGAAUUGAAACUCCUAUAAUAGCAUAUGCAAUGUGUGGAGUAGAUGGAUAUAUUUGGAUUGGCGAUAAUGCAGGUCAGGUACAUGUUUAUUUAGGUAGUAAUUUUGGCUGUGUUGCUAGUUAUAACCUGGAACCUGAUCACAGCAGAGAAUCUAAGGUGAUAGGUUUGAUUUAUUUAGAACAGAUAAAACAGUUUGUAGUAGCAUUACAUAGUGGGAGAAUAUUUUUAUUAACAAAUUCUUUUACUCAAAUGAAAAAAAUGGACAUUAUCACUGAUACACAAGACAAUAUAAAAUCAUAUUCCUUGGCAGCUAUUUGUAAAAGGAAACGUAUACUGGAAUUAUGGGUUGGGCAAAGUUUUGGUAGAAUAACAAUCUAUGUAUUAAAAGACAACAAUUUAAUGGACACAUUACAAGUUUUUCAUGUUACUGGAGAUGCAGCUAUUAAAAACUUAUUUGCUACAUACUUGUUAAGUGCUGAAAAUUCCAUUCUAUCGUAUACAUACCCUGGAUGUAUUGUUUAUCAAUGGGAUGUGGAUACUAGGCAAAUAAUAAAUAAGUUAGAUAUGUCUAAAUUAGUACCUUGUUCUGAAAGUCUGAAAUCCAUUUCUAUAGAAGAGAAUUUAUCUACAGAAAAGUGCCAAGUAACAGCUUUUGAAACUUGUAGAAACCAAUUAUAUAUUGGUACAACUUGGGGGUGUAUUGUAGUAGCUGAAUGUAAUUCUCUUCGACCAAUUACAGUUUUCAGACCUUUUGAAGGUAAAGUAUGUCAAAUAAUAUCAUUUAAAUCAGCUGAUGAAAAGAAGUUGGUAUUAGCAACAGUUGGUCAAGGUUACAGAAGUUUAAUUUCAAGAUAUACAGAUUUUCCAAUUGAUGGAUUAGAUGCAGAAGAUCUGAAACAUAGUAUGUAUGCGCUAUUAUGGAAAUCUGAACAUUGGUCAGCUGCAUAA